This is a messenger RNA of Drosophila suzukii, 507 nucleotides long. Its product is annotated as antifungal protein. The record is from RefSeq and is a predicted model, not a curated record. NCBI's taxonomy places the organism in Eukaryota, Metazoa, Arthropoda, Insecta, Diptera, Drosophilidae.
UUAUUACUUUGUUUUGGUGACGGACGCUGCAAACAGUCCACCGGUCGCUAUAAAAGACCUGAUCGCCGACUAUUAGUCAGUUAGAACGCUUUCGACGUUGUAAACAAUCAAUCAACCAAAAUGAAAUUCUUCAUUGUCUUCUUCGCUUUGAUCGCUGUCGUCUUUGCUGGCUAUGGCCAGGGAGGACACGGACAGCAAGGAUUUGGCCAGGGAGGACAUGGCCAGCAAGGAUUCGGACAGGAAGGACACGGCCAGCAAGGAUUUGGCCAGGGCGGACACGGCCAGCAAGGAUUUGGCCAGGGAGGACAUGGCCAGCAAGGAUUUGGCCAGGGAGGACACGGCCAGCAAGGAUUUGGACAGGGAGGACACGGCCAGCAAGGAUUUGGACAGGGAGGACAUGGCCAGCAAGGAUUUGGCCGGGGAGGACACGGCCAGCAAGGACACGGCGGACGUUACUAAAAAACGAAUUCAAUAAACAAACACUAAAAAUACAAAACCCUUAAAAAA